Truncatella angustata is the source of this 3366-nucleotide messenger RNA. RefSeq lists its product as uncharacterized. Lineage: Eukaryota; Fungi; Ascomycota; Sordariomycetes; Amphisphaeriales; Sporocadaceae. The transcript is spliced from 6 exons. Gene Ontology annotation, molecular function: DNA binding. The record is from RefSeq and is a predicted model, not a curated record. The coding region runs from base 436 to 3246 and encodes 936 amino acids.
UUGCAUCCUAUUUUCGUAGCUCGACUACCCCACGCUGGUUGUGACGCACAAUAUUCGGUCACCGCGAGAGGAUGCCGCUAAACCCCAUUCUGCGACCGAGGCCGCCUCACUGCGUCUGUUCAGCCCGAUAGCCUGCACGACGUACCAGACAAGACAGCUCCAACAACUUGGUCUCAAUGCUACCCCGUAGAUUUCUGUAUCAAGACGUCAGUUUCUCAACUGUGAAAUUGUUCACGCACUUAACUUCAUCCUUUUGAACCGAUCGUUUCCGUCCCCCGCGUCGUGAUUUAUGUCGUCUCGGUGAGCGCGGACGGCGCCGAGCAAGGUUGCGAUGUUCAUGAUACAGCGCAUCUCGCCACUCUGCAUUUUGUGUCAAUUUUUAUCGUGCCUAAUGACAUUUUGAGGCCACUCCGGUCAACCCGAGAUCUUCUAGCGAUGGGAGAUAAUCAGCCAUAUGUCACGAUUCGGACAAGGAGGCCUACGGAUGGCAUGAGCAUUGGGAGCAGUGGUGAUUCUACCGUACGUGGACGAGUGAAUGCCCAGGAAGGAGGACGCCUACUCACAUCAUCUCACCAGUAUGGGUCAAGCGCCGGAGAUGACAGGACUCCGGCGACUACCCAUGAUAUCAGCCGUGUCAACUACCAUGUCAAACAUAUAUCUGACUUUGCAAAGUCCCUUGAAGAUUCCGCUGCACGGGCGUUCCCAAACCGCGGGCUAUCCCAGAGGUAUAAGAAAGUCCAGGCACUUCUCCUACAUUGGACAUCUGACGAUCUCUUCGUGCUCCCGGAGCUAGAGGACCUAGAGCGGUGCUUUCGAGAAGAGUACAGUUGGAACACCGAUACUUUUCCCAUACCUUCUGACAACUCGCAUUUGGAGUUGAUGAUGAAGAUCGGCCAGAUGGUCAAAGAGCAUGAGUCUACCGAUACCCUGUUUGUCAUUUACUACGGUGGCCAUGCAAGAAUAGACGAAUCCAGACAAAGUACCUGGUGCGGGAAUCGAGGCUCAGAUUCGCCCUGGCUGCAGUGGUCAGCAAUUCAAACUUUACUUGAACGUUCACUUUCUGACGUUCUCAUUCUCCUUGACUGUUGUGCUGGAGCAGCAAGUGCCACGUUCCCCAACGGUAAUAGCAUUACUGAAACUAUUUCGGCGAGCAGCUGGGAUGCCAUUGCGCCUGAUCCUGGGAGGUACUCUUUCACAAGCGCUGUGAUAGAAGUCCUGCAAGAGUGGAAGCACCGGACAUACUCUGCUGCAAUGUUGCACGCAGAAAUCCUAGCUCGACUGAAGCAUCCGAGGCCUAUCAUGCAUAAUGGUCGAAAUUUCGAGGCCCGGUCAACUCCAGUACAUUUUAUGAUGACAAACAACCACAAGGCGCCCAGUAUCGAGAUGGCGCGGAUCUUGUCAGAAGACAGGAUACCCCCAUCACCGCCCGCAGAACCAGAAAACGAGCCUCAAGCUAUGACUGGCAGAUCCGGGGUUCCUCAGGACGCCGUGGCUUCCGAGCCGAAUGAAGACGUCCCUCAUGUCAUGAUAUCGUUGGCACUAGAAGAGAACCAAGCACUUGAUGUCAAUGCAUGGGAAAGCUGGCUGGCGGCGUUUCCAGCAAUUGCGAAGUACGUCAAGGUACAGGGAGUGUUCAAAAGCCACUCAACACUCCUACUUCUAUCUUUGCCAGUCAUGGUUUGGGAUCUAUUGCCCAACGAUCUCGCGUGCAACUUUAUUGGUUUCAUCCGAUCAAAUAAUUUAGCCGCUCAGAGCAAAGGCGAGCCAUCAAGUCACCAGCUUGCAAUACCGACAGGUGCGGAGGAAGAAGCAAUGUCAAUCCUGUCAGGCACAACAGCAACGACUUUUUCUGGUACAUUUUCGUCAUCAGCAACACAAGCGAGAGAAAGCCGAGCACCUGGUCCGUCUAUUGAGGGCUUCAGCCGGCGCAGGACUGCGCCAGCGUCGGAAAUUACUACAGCCACCUCUAGUGAAAGCAUAUCCAAUCAGAUGAUAAUGAACCAAUCCAAGGAUUCGAGAAGAACCAUAUCGACUUCAAGCCGUAGGGCUCGUACCCGGCCUGAUCUGGCCCCGCAUGUACAAUCUCGUCUGGAAUUAUACUUUCAAGACAAUCCCUCACCAACCGUUGGAAUAACGGAAUUUCUCGCAUCCAACCUGGGUGUCGAGACUACUGACAUUAAUCUAUGGUUCCUGCAUCGCCGAGAGCAGCAGCAAGUGGACAAUAAAUUGCGAAACCUACCCAUUGCCGACCAACGUCCAGAGCCACCAAGGGAGGGUGCUCGAAUGAUCCUACCAGGUCACCUCAACAACUUGUUAGAGAUUGUAUCUCCCGACCAGAUCCUCCUUGUCGAUAUGCGCGCAAAGGUAGAAUAUGACAGGUCUCACAUACAUGGUUCCAUCAACUUCAGGGCACCGGCCUCAUUCGUCCAAAGAGCCCCGCUAGAAAUAAUUGAGAAAACAUUGACAGAUGAGGCCAGUCGAGAAACUUUCAAUGGUUGGUAUACCUGCAAAUGCAUUAUCUUCUACGAUCGGCACGUGGAAUAUGCAUGGGAAAGUCCAACCGCCGAGGCUUUGAUUCAGAAGUUCCGCAGCAAGAGAUGGUCUGGCCAGGGCUUCAUCUUGAAAGGCCACUACCGCGAGUUCUCAGAUUCCUUUGACAAGUACAUCGACGGUCAGAGGAUAUCUGGCAGUGCCAAGAAGUAUUUGGAGAGCCUGCAAGAAAAGUCGGCCCAAAAGAAGAAGGAAAACCAAGAGGAGUACGAGGACUGGCUAAAGCUACUCGAGGGUGAAGAUCGUGCGCUACCAACAGAACUGGCACCCGCAGUGAAGACAGAGCGUGCAGAAGCAGCAGAGAAUCACCAGAAAGACCUUGAGAUCGAACUGGAACGACGGUUGCCUCACCUAUACCGCAAGGUCCUUGAGCUCAAGCCCGACGACAACUGGAACAUCAAAGCCCCGAUUGUCGAGCACCUGUCAAGGGGCCUGGAAAAGAUGCACCACACCGGAAGGGGUGGUGUAGGUGGCUCGAGGCAGUCGGGCUAUGCGGACAAACUCCAGCAGGACAGGUAUAGAGGCGACGUCCGCGAUGUUGCGGACUCGGAUGACGACUCGCAGGGUAGGGACGGUGCGAACCAAAAGACAGGCGCCAAGUCGCCGCCGGAGGACAGCUCUGGAACAGGCGGUGCCGAUUCCAAGAAGGGUCGAGGACGCAAUGUCCUCAGGAACAUCCUGAGGAGCGGGAGGUGAUCCCGCACGCAUAAAAGGUCGAAGCUUGUCGCUGUCAAACGAAUGUUUACUGAGCUUGGGACAAUCUGGGCCGCCUUGAGGCUCCAGAUUAGUUCUCUGGGGCUUGGCUUGACGCUUUUU